AUGGCUGAUCUGGAGAAGGAACUAGACUCAUCGAAGAAACGAGUUUUGCGGGAGAUCAACGAUAUUGGCUGGAAGAUGGUGUCGCAUCCGAACAAAAAGGACAAGUCAGGCUGGGCGUCGUCGACGGGCAUUUUGCAUCGUGCGCUAGGCAGCGUCGCCGAGAUGAGCAAACCUAAUCUGGACGAUGACUUGGGAAUCUUUGGUACUGAUAAGGGAGCUGCCGUCGUCGAACAGAUGGGCUUGGUCGUCGAGUACGUUUUAUUCGGGCACCCUUUUGUCGCCUAUGUGUGGGAUGAGAAUCACGAAGCGGGAAUCCUCAAGUUCGUGCCGAAGGGUCAGACUGAAGUCGAUGUGCUCCAAUACCUGAACGCGAUCGACUCUCCCAUGAACCAUACGGUUCGUCCAAUACAGGUCCGGUCGACUAGUCAGGGGACGUUUGUCCAUUUGCCUCCAUCCGGGGGUUGGCUUGGGUGUCUCCGAGAUGUGGACGAACACUUGAAGGACACUGCAUUACAAUUAUUCGAGGCGGUCGCGUUUAUGCACAAACAUCGCGUAGCCCACCUGGACCUGAAGCCCGCAAACAUUGUCAUUCAGCCGGAGUAUGGGAGACUGACCAUCAUAGAUUUCAGUCAUUCGAUUCGCGUCAAACGCACUAGUCAAACGGUCACUGGCCUGUUCGGCACGGAGGGGUACAUCGCGCCGGAGAUGGGUGAGAUAUCAUAUGAUCCCAUACGAGCUGACUUGUGGUCUUGUGGCAAGGUUGUUGAAGAGUUGUGUGCUCACUGCAAGUCGCCUUCGCCCAUCCAUGAGCAGUUAGUCGGUAUCGCGGGGCGGCUGAUGAGCCCCGAUCCUCUCCGGCAGCCCAUCAUGAUUGAGGCUGUUCGAAUGCUCAAGUGUUCUGAUACAAAGCCUGCAUUUGGUCAUCGCAUGAUCGGUGUUUUAAAGUAUGUAGUAUCGUUUUUAUCCCUGGGAUGCACAAGAAACGUCACCCUUCAGUCGGAUUGCAAGGAGACAAGUGUGGUCACGAACUAG
Fibroporia radiculosa is the source of this 1032-nucleotide messenger RNA. RefSeq lists its product as uncharacterized. Lineage: Eukaryota; Fungi; Basidiomycota; Agaricomycetes; Polyporales; Fibroporiaceae. Gene Ontology annotation, biological process: protein phosphorylation. The transcript is spliced from 2 exons. The coding region runs from base 1 to 1032 and encodes 343 amino acids. Gene Ontology annotation, molecular function: protein kinase activity; ATP binding. The record is from RefSeq and is a predicted model, not a curated record.